AUGAAUAUUUCAGUAUGCACUGAUUGAUGCUGACCUUUUUUGUGAUGGGGUGCCCAGUGUACAGGUCUCAAAUAAAGAACCAUCAUUAAUUAACCAUUAAGCACCAGCACUCUCCCCUUGACGAGUAAAAUCGUCUGGCAUUAGACGGAGUAAAAUCAUAAAGUAGGGCACAAUGCAACUUAAUGGGUUAACCCAUUAAGUGCCAGUGCUAUCUCCUUGACAUCGAGUAAAAUCGUCUGGCAUUAGACGGAGAAAAAUAAUAAAGUAGGGCACAAUGCGACUCAAUGGGUUAACCCAUUAAGCACCAGUGCUAUCCCCCUGACAUCGAGUAAAAUCGUCUGGCGUUAGACAGAGUAAAAUAAUGAAGUGGGGCGCAUCAGGGCGAAAUUCUACUUAAUGGUUAACUAGACAUGUGAACAGAUAGGCCAGUUAACCCAUUAAGCGCCAGUGCUCUCCCCUUGACAAGUAAAAUCCUUGACAAGCAAAUUCGUCUGGCAUUAGACAGAGUAAAUUAAUAAAGUAGGGUGCAUCAGGGCCCAAUGCAACUCAAUUGGUUAACCCAUUGAGCCCAGCACUCUCCCCUUGAUGAGGAAAUUAUCUGACUUUGGCCAGUCAGUAACAUGAUAGAAUAGGGUGCAUUAGGGUGCAAUGCAUCUUUAGUUAAAUAAUGAGUUGGUUAAUCUGCUGAAUGUAAAUAUUAAUUUUCUUUACUUUUAUGUUUUUAUAGGUAUUGCAAGCUGAAGCAUUAAGUUUCCAUACUACCUGGGCAGUGCUAUGGCUUUGGAAGCUAUGUGCUGCAGAUAUCUUCUUAGAACUCACCAUUGUAGCAAUAUUCUUUGACAAGUUAUGGGUGAGUAAUGAAGUUUUUAGUCAUAUUUUACUGUAUCUCUUUAGUAAUUAUGGCCAUAGUAAUUAUAAAAUGCUCUUUUUAUAAUUGUUUAAUUAAACUACCUAGUGAAAAGGUCAUUGUUAUUAUACCUUUUAAACCCUGGUUAAACGAGAAUGAGAGUUGAUGAGAAGAGAGAGUUUUUCUUAACUCUUCCUAUCGUUGAAUUCUCUAUAGAAACCUGUAGGCACCUAUAGCUUUCUAUAGACCCAUUGCACAUGACGUCACAGCGCCGGCGACGAUGCAUUUGGAGGACAAAUUAGCAAUCUAUGCAUAAUAUAACUUUUGUAAACAAAGCAAAUUUUGUAAAACUUUAUAAUAAUUUUGUAUUAAAAUGGUUAGUUUUUGCGCUGUAUGUGGUUGUUGCAUCCGAACAGAUAUUGUUAGGGAGCAUCUGGAGGACACUCUAAGGAUUUGUGACGUCAGUGCAAAGGGUCUAUAGGAUUAUAGGCAUCCCUAUAGGUCACCUAUACAGGGUGUAUAAAAAAACUGAACAGAUUUGGAAUUGCUCUCAAUUUUGCAAAAGCAACCAGGGGUUGACAAAAUUUGAGUUGGAGACAAUUUUUUUCAUUUUUCUGCAUUAUACUGUAAGUACCCAAAGAAGCUAUAUAUUAGAGGUGUGCAAAUCCGAUCCGAUCGGAUUUGUUCGGAUUUCGGAACCAAAAUAUUCAUAUCGGAUCGGAUUGAUAAAGUUGUUUCACAGUCGGAUCGGAUCGGACUUCGAUAUCCGAAAUAAAAUGAAUUGAUUAUCCAUGCGCAUUAUCGCAAGAAUUAAUUAUUCGUGCAUUCAUCAAAGCAUUAUCGCGGUUGUCGCUGCAUUAUUUGUUUGAUUCUUGAAUCGGACGUCACUUUGUCAGCUUCUUGACAUGUAUUUCUUGCUUUUAUACUUAUUUGGUUAAAUAUUUCAACUUGAAUGAGAAAUUUAUUUUAUUAAAGAAUUCUUCGGAUAGGAUCGGAUUGGAAUUCUUUAUCAAUGCUCGAAUUCGGAUUAGACAAUUUCGGAUCAGAUUUUAAACAUUAGGCAAUUGUCGGAUUAUAAACGUCCGAUCCGAUGCACACCUCUACUAUAUAUAUCAAAAUUCAGAGCAAUUUCAAAUCUGUUCAGUUUUUUUAUGCACCCUGUAGAAAAUGUUCCAAUUGCCAAAAAAAAACAUAUAGGUUUCCUAUAGGAACCUGGUAUAUAGGUUGGCCUUUUUUUGUACCGUAAGCUAGGGUCGACAUACAUUGGAUCAAUAAGUAUUAUAAUAAUAUUUUCUAAAGUUUUGAAACAAAUAGAUGUGCGGAAAUCCAUUUGAAAAAUAUGCUGUCAACUUCAUCUGACAAUAUCGUCAACUGACAACAUUCGUCAUUAACAUUUGGCAAAACGUGAAAUUGUCCCGAUUAAUUGUUGUGUGUAAACGCACUGUAGCUAAAGGCCCUGUCACACUAUUGCGUAUGAGAGAAAGUAUGAGAAGCGUAUGAAAAUUAAUGAAAUAAUUUUCAUACGCACAAAAAUCCUUUGAAAUGCCAGCGUACGAGUACCGUACAUCUGGCGUACCUCUAGCGUAUUCAGCGUGUGCCUAUAGAGUAUGCUUAUCGUAUAAAGCAUACGUCCAAAUACGCACAAAAUUUUUGAGCAUGCUUAAAAAAAAUUUUCUGCCUCGCCGUAUGCCACCGUAUGAGACCGUGCUUGAAACGUAUACAACCUAUGCCUAACGUACCCCUAACGUAUGUCAGCGUAUACCGGCGUAUGAGUGAUAUUUUUCAUACGCUAGUACGAUACGCAAUAGUGUGACAGGGCCUACUCAACUAUCCAUCUGACUGUCUCAUGUUAUUCAUUGACCCAUUAAGGUGCAAGAGUGCAAGACUCUCCCCCUUGACAAGUACAAUCAUCUAGCUGGUGUUAUACAGAGUCAAAUAAUACAAUGGGGCGCAUCAGUGUGCUUUAUUAUCACUUAAUGGGUUAAGUAACAAGUGAAUGAACAAUAGAGCAGUGCGGUUCCAAAAAUUUUAUCUCGGUUCCGGUUUUUUUGGAAUGGAAAAACCUCGGUUCGGUUUCGGUUAUUUUCAAAAAAGAAUAAUAGUACAAAUGUAUGAACUGAUUUAUGUAUGUUUCGAACAUUUUUACUAAAUUGAUGAAUUUAUACCUUUGUAAGUUUAUAUAAAUCUCUGAAUAUUUUAAAAGAACAAUUGGAAUUUAUUUAUGAACAUGAAAUAUUUCUUUUUUAAAAAAAUUUAAAGCAAGUUCACAACAAUUAUCACAACUAAAAUAUCAACUAUUUGAGCACCAAGUACAGUGCAUAUUGUGCACAAAGAGCACAAUCUUGUUAUUUUCCAAACAUUUCAGCCUGCAAUCAGGUGGGCGUUUGGCGGGCGUUGAACGGGAAAUUAAAACCGAAACUACCGGUUCUUUUGCGUAUAAUUUUUCGGUGCUAAAAAAAGUACCGGGAGAACCGAAUUUUUCGGUUAUUAUUAUUAUUUAUUAUUAUUUAUUUGUUAUUAUUAUUUAUUCUUAUUAUUUAUUAUUAUUAUUUAUUAUUUAUUCUUAUUAUUUAUUAUUCUUAUUAUUUAUUUUAUUAUUUAUUUAUUUAUUUAUUUAUUAUUUAUUAUUAUUUUCGGAAUUUUUCUAAUUUUUCGGUUAUUUGUUAACCGCACAGCUCUAAUGAACAAUCUUUCUAAUAAUGCUAUUAUUGUUUUUUAGAGAUGGGUUGUUUUAGUAAAUUAUGUUGGCCCAGCAACUUUAGCAAUAACUGUUGUUCUGUCUCAAAUGCAUGUUAUUAUGGUAAGUUUAAUUAAUUAAUAGACUAAGUGCACAAAUUACUUAACAUGGGGAAGUUUAUCAACCAUAGAACAGGAAAAUUGAGGACAAGGAAGGAAAAUAUUUUAAAUAUUGGUGCCAAUUUUAUUAUCAAAUUCUUUUUUUCAAUUUGGAAAGGCAAUAUUCCUAAAGCCAAUUCCACAAAAGGCCUGAACCUGUAGAACACUGCUCAGUGCUGCCAUGGAUUGUAAAAUAACUGGAUAGGAAACUUCCUGACGUCACAGUAUAAACCUAGUUGCAAUCUGUGACGUCACGCGUAUUGCGAAUAUUACCAAAGUUUUCGGCAUUUAUGUUGUUUCGCUAUAUUUUCCACUUUAAAAGAGUAAUAUUGAAGCAUAAACUGGUCUAAUUGUUUUAAAAACAUGCCUAAGCUACGACAAAGUAUUCAAGGUAAAUGUUUUUCGUCUUUGUUUUGUAUUUUUUUACAUUUGUAGCUACGAAAUUUUAACGAAAUUUGCUAUGAUUGAUGAACUUUUCACUGUUUAGUGCUUGAAAUAUUUGCUAAAAUUGACUGGGAAUACUUGGAGAUUUCAUCGUAGAAUGGCGUGGUUAUAUUUAUUUGCUCUUUGACUAAAAUGAUUAGCUGUAUUAUUGCUAAACAUGCCGUUUUUGAGAAUUUGGUUUGCAACUGGGUUUCAACAUCCAAUCACGCCAUCAGCCCAUUGAAAACAUUAGGUCACGAGCUAGUUUCGUAUCCAUUUAUUUUAUUAUCCAUGGUGCUGCAUACUGUAGCUCCAAGUUAUUAUGCACUUGGUCAACAAUUGCACCUGAGUAUGUAAGCACUGUGCUAACCAUGACUAAGGUCGAUGAGUUACACACCCUACUAGAUCUGGGUGGAUCCCUGUAUGUAGUAAUGUAGGCCUGAGCACUAUGUUCUGUAUAAAUACUUUUUCUCAUUUGAAUUUUUAUUUUUACUCUAGGUUCGGCAAUAUCUUGGUGUGUAAUGAAAUGGUACUGUAUAUGAAUUUUAGCCUGAGAGUAUCUUUUGUUCUUAAGAGAUUUUAAUGCUUGUAAAUAUAUUUUUGGUAGUGACAAAAUUCUUAUUUAUUUGUCCAAUAUCUGCAAAGCUGAUGAUAGGUGGAGCUUUGUUUGAAUCAGUGGUGAAGAUAACCAUAGCAACCGGUCAUGAUAUGCAAAUGUUUAAUGAUUUGCAUAAUAGACUUUUAUAAAAAGUUGACGUCAGCAGGCUUGUGACGUAGUUUGCGGAGAAAAUCCCGAAAGCUCAGAGUUGUUUACUUGUUUUGAGUUUUUUAAGAGCCAAAAGAAGCCAGUAUUAUGGUAAGUUUGAAGUCAAUUUUUCUAUAUAUAGGCCAAAUGAGUUUUCAUAUUCGUUAGAGUUUAAAUUUUAUUUGUUUUUAUCCUAGAUUGUACAUUUAUUUUACUGUCAACAUUUAGCAAAUUGUUCGCUCGGUCUGUUUACAUAUUUCUUUGCUGAAAAGUAGGCUAUAUUUUUUCUAUUUUGUUUCUCGAAUUCAUCAGUCUAAUCAUCAGAAUGGCCCAACCUGGCAAAACCUUGAUAGAAAAUUAAAGCUAGAUUGUUGACCAAUGUGUUAUACACGAUUGAUAAAAGCUAUACUUGUCAUGUAUGUUCACUUCAACUAUAUUUAUCGAUAAAAUAAGAGACUUUAUAGUCUUAGUUUAUAGUAUGUCUAAGUUCACUUAUGACUUAUGUACCUCUUUGCACGAUCACUGAGCCUGUGUAUUGCUGUCUACAGCUUGAUUGGGGGCCAUUCUGAUGAUUAGAGUGAUGAAUUCGAGAAACAAAAAAGAAAAAUUAUACUUUUUAGCAAAGAAAUAUGUAAACAGACCGAGCGAACAAUUUGCUAAAUGUUGACGGUAAAACAAAUGUACAAUCUAAUAUAAAAACAAAUAAAAUUUAAACUCUAACGAAUAUGAAAACUCAUUUGGCCUAUAUAUAGAAAAAUGUACUUCAAACUUACCAUAAUACUGGCUUCUUUUGGCUCUUAAAAAACUCAAAACAAGUAAACAACUCUGAGCUUUCGGGAUUUUCUCCGCAAACUACGUCACAAGCCUGCUGACGUCAACCUUUCUAUAAAGGUCUAUUGCAUUAUUCAAAUUAGUUUAGUUCAUUUGAAAGAACUCUUAAAACUAUAUAUUAAAUUCCAUUAAAUUCCUUAGUUUUCAAAAUAUGUCGACUGAAAAAGUGAGCUGUUCGCCAUCUUGGAUUAUUGAGGAUAUGCAUGUUACGUCAAGAGAAUUUUUUAUCUUGAGAGUAAGCGAUCAAUAUGGAUCCAAAACUUUGUUUCUGGUUGCUGUCUGAAAUUUAGAAAUGAUUUAAAAACAUUUCAAACAAUUCUGGAUUGUUACUCUGCCAUUUUAGAGUAAUUUUAUAUGGUUAGCCCAACACCUGACGUCAUCAAAACCAUAAUUAAUGGGUCCAAGAUGGCGGACAGCUCAUUAAUUUCGGUCUAAACACCCCGAGAACUAAGCAAGAUACGACAAAUUGGUAAUAGAGUUUAAUAUAUAACUUUAAGAGUUCUUUUGGAUGAGACAAACUAAUUUUUUAUUGCCAAUCUCCUUUAACCUAUUUAGAUACAGGUUUACAUAUUAGGGCAUAACAUGAUUAGUUGCCAUGGAUAGCUUUGCCAGUGGUUCAAAUUAUGUACUGUAAUUUGUUGGCCUGGUUUCAUGCCUAGUGUAAACAUUGAACUUUCCAUGUGCCUGGACCCACUUUAAUAAGGUAAAUGAUUCAGACACUAUGUUUUAUACACUAUAUUAAAUACAAAUAUAAAUACUAUAUAUGCAUACAGGGAUUAAUACAAGCAUUUUAGCCUACUACCGGGUUUUUUCGGAAAAUUGAAUUUUAGAACUCCACUUUCAUUAUUAAAUCCUUCCCGUAAAAUUCUUGAUUUUGUCUCCCGCAUCCAGACAGCACUUUUAAGGGAAAAAAGGUCUUAAAACAGGACGGUGUUCAAUGGCGUGUUGAAGAACAUACAACGAUCAAGUGCUUUCGUCCUUUUACAAUUAAUUAUUCCCAUUUAAUUCCCACAAUUUCGUCAAAAUCAUAUUGUGAAAUAUAUAAUUAAGGAGAAAGAUUGAGUUUCAAUGAGAUUUCACUACCGUACACCGGCUGUACAAAAAUGGUUGUAUUAAUCCCUAACAUAUAGGCCUAGCGUUAUAUACUUAUCACACUCGGGAAAAGCAGUGUGUUUUGUGGCCCCUCGACCGCCGUUGUUGCCCUCGGCUCAGCCUCGGGCAACAACGGUGGUCGCGGGACCACAAAACACACUGUUUCCCUCGGUCUCAGUAAAUAAGUGUUUUGUUAUAUAGUAUGUAAGUGUCAAAGUAUGAAUAAUUCACCGGUUAUUGGAGUGAACUUAAUUAACUAGUGAAACCAAAACUGGAUAAAUGGAACGCCGUAGAUGUUUAAUAAAAAGUUUAAAAAAUGAACUUUGGAACUUCAUGGUUGACACGUGUUAUAUUGUAAGAAACAAUAUAGAUAUGUAAUGUGAACGUUAAUACUUAUAGGAAACUAUUAUGAAAUAUAUACAUCGCUUCAUCUAUGCCUCGUGUCUCUGUGUCUGUCCUUCCCCGUAAGUCCUCUUCCCUGAAUCCCGCUACCAGUUCACUUCAUCGUAGAACACAACAUCUCCCUUUUACUUUAGAAUAUGAAAUAUACUUAUGCAAACAAUCAUGCACCUAAAUUAUGACCAAAAUUCAAUAGUUCUGGUUUAAAUGUCAACCUAAACAAUAGUACCAAUAUUUUAACAGUUAAGUUUCUUCGCGCAAGAACCGAGGUCUUCUUCGUACUCUUGCCGGAUACCUUCGUGGAAUAUCUUGUGGCUGUUCGUUAUUAUCUUCAUCGUCCGUUACAUCGCUAGCGCUGUCGUCGCAUUCCUGUUCAUCAGCACUUUCGUCUUUCGAGUAAAAUCUUUUGAAAUGCGAUACGUUUCUGGUGGUAGUGAGAUCGUGUCUCGCUGCGGUUAUCUUUGUGCCAUUAACUUUCGUUACAGUCAAAGGUGUUGGAUCAAAAACAGUACUAAAUUUGUUUUUUCGUUCUUGUUUCACCAAAACUUUCAUUCCUACUUCGAUGUUUGCUUUCCGAGCUCGUCGUCUUUUAUCUGUAUACUGCUGCGCUUUCGACUGCUUCUCUGACGUAUUUAUCUUAGCCUGUUCGUGUAAAAUCUUGUAAUCAAUAUCGCCCUCUUUUACAAAAGUUGGCAUGUUCGUACGAACUUCGCGAUUGAACAACAGUUGACUUGGUGCUACCCCGGUGGUACAGUGUGGUGUAGUUCUGUAAGCUAACAGAAAACCAUGUAGCUCUUCUUUCCAAUCCUUUCCUUCCAUUUUCGCUGCUUUUACAG
Paramuricea clavata is the source of this 8008-nucleotide messenger RNA. The record is from the annotation of a GenBank genome assembly. Lineage: Eukaryota; Metazoa; Cnidaria; Anthozoa; Malacalcyonacea; Plexauridae.